Molecule: messenger RNA, 651 nt
Organism: Linum tenue
Lineage: Eukaryota; Viridiplantae; Streptophyta; Magnoliopsida; Malpighiales; Linaceae
Source: the annotation of a GenBank genome assembly
AUGUUGUUCCCAGGACUACAGAAAAUUUUUGGGCGCUGUGCACUGGGUGGUGACUUCUCAAAGGGAAAUGGUACUGGUGGAGAAAGUAUCUAUGGCGGGAAAUUUUCAGAUGAGAACUUUAAAUUGAGGCAUGAUGGACCGGACAUACUUUCUAUGGGAAAUAGUGGCCCAAACAUGAACAGUUCUCAAUUUUUCAUUACUUAUAAGAGUCAACCUCACCUAGAUGGUUAUAUUUUCAAGAGUUCGGAUAGCGGAAGUGAUUCUGAAAUUGAAAGUAGCAGAAGCAGCAAUUCUGAAGACAAUCAAGUUGAUCGUGUUCUCUCUCGUCAAAUCAACAAUUCUACUAUACCUGAAAAGUCAAUGUUGAAUAUUGAUAUGCUUUCUCCUAUGCAAUCAUCAUAUGGACGUCGGAGAAGUAGAAGUAGGAGCAGAUCUCGGAGCAACCCAAGAAAUUAUCAUGGAAGAAGGAACAGAGCUCGCAGCAGGAGCCAGAGCCCUCCUAUACAAAGUCCCAGUCCAAAAGACAAGCGACCUCCUGUUAGUGAGGGUUUGAGAACACGUCUUGGCCCUCGAAUUGAUGAUGACAAUUCAGGUAAGAAAGGAAGACUGAGGUCAAGGAGCAGGUCAUCAGCUUCUCUUUCGAAAUGGUAG